Pistacia vera is the source of this 598-nucleotide messenger RNA. RefSeq lists its product as uncharacterized. The record is from RefSeq and is a predicted model, not a curated record. The transcript has 3 exons. Bases 81 to 395 code for a protein of 104 amino acids. Lineage: Eukaryota; Viridiplantae; Streptophyta; Magnoliopsida; Sapindales; Anacardiaceae.
AAAAUCGCAACCCUAAUUCGCCGUUUUCCUUUGCGCCGCCGAUCUUAUUUGUUCGUCCGUCAUUUUUCUGAAUCUUGAAAAUGGGAGAUCAGCUUACUCCAGAAGAGAUAGAAGAGAUUGUCAAGGCCUUUCAGAACUUGGGAAGAGAAGGAUUGCAAACUACCUCUGAGGCUGCCCAGGAACGAAACUUGUUUGUGAGUAAUCUAAAGCGUCUGAAUGGCAAGUGCUUCCCUUCUAUGCAAGAUUGUUGGAAAUUUGAGUUAGGUGUGAUUGUUGGCCAGCUCUCACUACACCGUCACACAAAAGUCAGAGACCAGGCCAUAAUUGUUAUGAAAGAGCUGGUAAAUAAUACCGAGGAUAACCACCAAGCCUCCGGUUCCAACCCUAAUGUGUGAAAAGUCAUUAGAAUAAUAUGGAAGUAUUAUGUGUCAGUGACUCGAACCCGGAAGAACCAGUUAGAGUAGAAAAUUUCCUAAAAUUUUGUUAUAGUAUGUGUUUUAUUUUGUCUGUUUAUGUGGUUUUCAAAUUCAAUGAUAUAGGAAUAUAUAUGGACAACUGAAAAAUCAAUUUGGAAAAUGUUAAAAGUUUCUCAAAAAUC